Molecule: messenger RNA, 1164 nt
Organism: Zasmidium cellare ATCC 36951
Lineage: Eukaryota; Fungi; Ascomycota; Dothideomycetes; Mycosphaerellales; Mycosphaerellaceae
Exons: 1
Coding region: 1-1164 (387 amino acids)
Source: RefSeq, a predicted model, not a curated record
AUGGCUUCCAGCUUUCCAAUAUCCGGCGACGAAGACGUCGAGAUCCUUCUGACCUCCGAUGACCAAGACGACACAUUCCAGCUGCAUAGCUACGUCCUCGCCCUCCACUCCAGAUGGUUCAAAGCAAGCAUCAGUGAGCGCUGGAACGGCACCAAGUCGACGACUGAUGGCGGCAAGGACCGCUGGGUCUACGUGCUGCGUUUCGACAAGGACGACGCCUUCGGUCUGCUCGCUCGUCAAGAGAAGGCAACUGAGUCGGAGAACACUACCACAGAGAUGAUUACACGCAAACUUCCAGCAGAUGCGUCUGCGGCAGUCAAGAAGCUUCACAAGCAGCGGCUGCCUCGUGUCAAUGCCCACAAGCGCGUGUUCGAAGCGAUGUACCACAUCACGCCAACUUUCGAGACUUCGUUCCAAGAAGCCAGAACCUCAAUGCUACAGGUCACGGAGGUGGCAGAGGCAUACGAGUGCCAACAAGUCGCCAAGAUCCACGUCGUCAACCACUUGAACUUCUCCCGCAAUGACGUCCUGGACAGCUGCGCAUCUGACCCUCUCCAAAUGCUGGAACUCGCCUCGGCCGUCAAAGCAGAGUGGCUGUUCACCGAAGCCUCCAUUGCCAUCCUUGGCCUGUGGAGAGGGGCCUUCGCCAAGUGCGAGCCCGGACUGCGUGCGAUGGGAUGUUGGGAUCUGUUUCAGGAGAAGCGAGCCCAUUUCCGCGAGAAACUCAUGGCCUGCGAAAGGCGAUUGUUCGAGAUGCAACCUGCCUACUGUUACAAGGCAACGGCCGAAAUGAAGGGCAGUGGUCAGCUCGCCAUCGACUUUUUCCGGCAGUGGCUUUCGGAGCAGUUGAGCAACGACGGCGGCUCUCACAUGAAAGCAGGAUACGCAGCGCUAUACCGAGAUAUCUCGAGAAGACAGCGGAAGUCGGACACCACACCGGACGAGAUGCAGCAAGUCACCAGCUUCCUGACUAAGUGCCACUCGACCUUGGAGGAAUCGCAGGUGUCCAAGGAGGUGUAUAAGACGUUUGGGAUGGCCGCAAGUGUCCUCGCGCCAAUUCUGAAGAACAAGUCGAUGCAACAGGACAACGAAGGCCAUUCCCAUCGAGAUCUGACUUUCAUGACCAUCAACGCAAGCAAGAUUCCAUGGGCUCAGAAGAAGUGA